CUUUUAGACUUUGUGCCUUGCGCCCUCAGUUAGUUUGCUCAUAGUGCGCGAGAACCAGCGACGACGAGUUCAGCGCGCUUGCAGUCGCCGGCCCCGCUGCGGCUGGAGCAGGGAAGGUGUUGGAGCCAGUGGAGCGCCGGCCGCCGAGCCGCUCUCCUCUCCCAGUAUCCGCCGCCGCCGCUGCCAGCCGCUGCCGCCACUUGUUGAGCGGCCGGCAACCGCGACGCAUUGUUGGUCCGCUUUCGUGCGUUGUACGGAUUGUGGGCACAGGCACGCAGCUUUCGCGGGCGAAGCGUAUACAAUCGGUCACGCAAUGUUCAAGCUCAUCGCCAGCCGAUUUCCCGGCGCGCGCACGAAAUGGGCAAACUUAAGCAUUCUCCCACGUCCCCAUCGCGUGGAGACCCGCCGAUCAUGGAUGAGUGCUGCGAGCAAAGAGGAUCUUGACCUCAUCCUCUGUCAAUCAACAUUGUUGCAGGGUCCUGAAAGGAUAAGAGUUGGAAAUGCUGGCACCGUGCCAGAAACAGAGGUGACAACUGUGUACGAAGCUCUUCUCAAUGGGCAACGCAUGAACAGAAACAAGAAAGCCUGUGGCUACUGGAGUAAAGACUUGAAAGAACUUCACUGGAUAAGCUAUGAGGAGCUCUUGGAGAAAUCCCAAAUGUUUGGCUCUGGACUGCUGUCCCUGGGGCAAGUUCCUCGUGAGAGCAUCAUCAUGAUCAACUGCAAGACGGGCCUUGAGUAUGUCAUCUCAAACUACUCCCUGUCGCACUACUCCAUGGUUUCCUGCCCAGUCACAGUCAAUGCUGAUCUCGAGGCCACAACAUUUGUUCUCCAGCAAGUGGAAAGCUCUUUGUUGGUAUGCGACUCUGCGGACAAAGUGCAAUACUUCCUCAGCAAAAAGGACUCGCUACCAGCUCUCAAAACUAUUGUCUGUGCCGAUGACAUUUCACGGGAUGUUAUCGCCGCAUGUCGCAGCAAAGGAGUGGAGUUGGUGCUGUGGAGUGAUUGCCUGAAACUUGGUUCAAAGUCUGUCCAAGAGUCCAUUCCACCAACACCUGACAUGCUCUAUGGACUUCUCUAUACAAGUGGUACAACAGGAUUGCCCAAAGGUGUGCCCGUCACGCACAGGAGACUCGUGAAGACGGCCAAUGCCAUCAACCAUCUGGCAGGGCCAAUGAGGGCUGAGCCAGGGCACAUCUGUUUCUGCUACCUGCCAACAGGCCAUAUUUAUGAACACAUCUAUGAGGUGACCACACUGACGCGUGGUGCAACCCUGGGCUUCUACAGAGGAAAUGUGCAGCUCCUCUUGGAUGAUAUGAAAGCACUGAAGCCUCACAACCUGCCCAUGGUGCCUCGUCUUCUCAAUCGCAUCUAUUACAAGGUUCACUCUGAAGUUCACAAGAGUGCCAUCAAGACAGCAGUGUUCAACUUUGCUGUGAACCAGAAACGCAAGCUUCUUAAAAAGGGCAUUGUGACAACUGACACAGUAUGGGACAAGUACGUCUUCAAGAAGAUUCGCGAUGAGCUUGGCGGCAACUUUCAGUACGGCUUGACAACCUCUGCACCUGCCAAGAAAGAAGUUUUAGAAUUCUUCAGAUGCGUCUUUGGAUGCCAUCUUGUGGAGGUUUAUGGCAGCACUGAAGCCAGUGUGGUUUCAAGCACACUCCCAUAUGACUUUGUAGGAGGAGACAACGUUGGCUGUCUUUUUCCGGAAGUUGAAAUGAAGCUGGUUGACGUUCCAGAGAUGAGCUACUUUGCAAAAGACGACAAGGGGGAGAUCUGUGUCCGCAGCCCUUUGACCUUCCAGGGUUACUUCAAAAAUCCCAAGGAGACUGCAGAUACAGUGCUUCCAGGUGGCUGGGUACUCACAGGGGACAUUGGGAUGUGCACGUCGACAGGAGCACUCAAAGUUAUUGACAGAAAAAAAGACUUCUUCAAGCUCUCACAGGGAGAAUUCAUCUCACCUGAUCGAAUUGAAAGUGUUUACAGUAUGAUGGACUACAUUGCAACAAUAUUUGUUACAGGGUGUCCAACCCAGUCCUUUUGUGUUGCCAUUAUUAUUCCUCAUGAGGAGCCUCUCAGGGACCUUGCUGCUUCCUGCGGUCUCAACAAGAAGGCACCCCUAUCUGAUAUCUGUAAAAAUCUGACUGUGCGCAAAACUUUGCUGAAGGAGAUGCAAAAACAUGGGAAAGAAAGUGGCUUGAGCUCUCUGCAUCAGGUUCACAAUGUACACCUGCAUAUAGAGAAUGACCUUCUGGCCUCUGGACUUGUGACAAACACGCUGAAGCUCAAGCGAAAUGUUGCACGACAACAAUUUGCAAAUGCCAUCCAAGACCUGUACAGUGAAGGCCAGCUCCUCAGCACAUGACACCAUAGUGUUGUCAACUCCAAAAAGUGCCCAGUGCAUCGAAGAUGGUCAAAACAUUCACAAUUCAGUUCAGUUCAGUUUUAUUCCUUAAAGGCCCCCAUUUCAGGGGGUGUUACAUAAGGGGUGGGAUUACAUUUGUAGUGAGGAAGACAAACAGCGAUGGUGAUUUAACAUUGAAGGUGAUCUGUUACGCGUUCUUGAAAAGCAGGUGUUGAAGCGAUGGCGACGAUGUCAUGGGGUAGGCCGUUCCAGUCCGUGGCUGCUCGAAGAAAUAACGAAGCUGAAAACGUAGUAGUACGUGAUAGUGGGCGGGCAACUUGAAGGGGAUGACUGGUGCGGUGAGAUAUGCGUGAUGCGGCGACGAUAUACGGUGCUUGAUUGAGAGGAGAAUAAAAGAACUUGUGAUAAAGGGUGAGGCUAGCAAUGCGACGACGAAAAGAGAGGGGUGACAGUCCGGAUGUAGUUUUCAAGGAUGAAACACUGACGUCAUAUGAGUAUGAGGAAUGAAUGAAUCGGGCAGCACGACUCUGCACAGCUUCCAAUGCGGUGAUUAGAUAUGCUUGAUGUGGGCUCCAGAUGGGGGAGGCAUAUUCUAAUUUGGGUCUUAUAAGUGAUUUAUACGCGAGCAAUUUAACAUGUGGUGGGGCAAGACGAAGGUGACGUUUUAGAAAACCAAGUGUUUUGUUUGAUGCUGAAAUGAUGUUACCGAUAUGAACCUGCCAUGAUAGAUUAGAAGAGAGGGUGACUCCUAGAUAUUUAUAUGAUUGUACUUGCUCAAUCUGUGUGUUAGAAAUUAAAUAAUGAAAGAGAUAUGGAUUGUGACGACGAGUGAAGGACAUGAGUUUACAUUUACUAGGAUUGAGGGACAUUAGCCAGUUAUUACACCAAUUUAGUACGUUGUUAAGCUCUGUCUGAAGAAUGUAUUGAUCGUGGAAUGUGGAAUGUUACUAACAGAAUAUUAGCUGACCUACGUUAGGUACAGCUGUGUUCCACCACAGUCAGUCAUUGUUCUUUUUUUUUUCUUGAAACUGUACCAGACUGGCACUUAAAUGGACACUAUGUGUGAAUGUUAAAGCAAGCUAAAAUGACAGAUUAGUGUUCCAAAAGGCCCAGGGCAUUGCUUUCACGAAGAGCCUCUCGGAAGUGAAAAAAUGACAUAAAUGUAAUAAUGUCCCAUACAUGGUUGGUAAACACUGUCUAAACAAUGACAACAAAAAGGUAAUUAAAUUGGACCUCAACACGAAAAUAAAGCAAAGUGCAGUUUGGUCAACCUAAUCAAAUUCUUCUACAAAGGAACUGAACACAAAUGUCUUUAUGUUUCUAGAAGUUCAGCAUAACAGUCUAGACUGAUCGAACAUUUGCCUCGUGUGUUCCUUUAAUUUUGUAGCAGUGGUUAUACAUGUGCAAAUUUGCUUUCACGGUUUCAUAUUCAGCUGGCGAGAUUUCCAGAAGAGGAUGUUUGCAUCUUGCUACCCUUUUGGUUGUGAACAGAAACGCUGUGGCAUUAACAUAGAACAAAGAUCUCUGCAGUUCACUGUGUAGACUGCUGAUACAAAAAAGGAUUUCGUUAUGUUGACAGACAUUACAGUAGUAUUGUUUGAAAUGCUCCAAUGGCAGCUAUUAUCUCCGCUCUGUAUUGCACACGUGAAUGCCCAUUCUUUUGACUUGCCAUCACCUGCCGUGCUCGCAAGGAUGUUUUGUACCAGGGCCAUAAAAAUCAAAAGUUUGUUCCACAUAUGUGUGGCACAGUUUUUAAAUGUUUGGAAGGUGUUGGUGGAGCAUAUAUGUAUAUAUUGAGUGGCUGUAUACAGCUGAUAUUUACUCAGUUGUUUGUUGUUUUACAAACUGACAAAGAGCAGACUAUUUGUUGUUUUAAAUAGUAUAUACAGGUGCCCUGUACAAUGUGAAUAUGAUAACCCCACAUUCCUUGUGACAGCCUGUUUAUUUUUUUAAGCGUCGCACAGUAUUUUCAUUCUUGUUGUAAAUGUUCAUGUGUGCCUAAAAACUAUAGCGCGGUGUAUUUUUUUAACACUUUGUGCUGGUGCACAGAUAACCAACUUCGACUUUCGCAAAAUGAAACAGUUUGAAGCGUUGUUAGGCAAAUGAGAUUAAUGCUAUCCAGGCAUCCUGACAUUGCUGAACACCACAAUUCAAAGAAGCAAAAGUAUAUGGAAAUGGAAUUGCCAAGAAAAUUGAGAAAUUUUUGCAAAGGCAAGGCACGCACAUAAAAAAAAAAAAAACCCGAGACAGGCUCUGUGCAUUUGUACACAAUCUGCAGAGCACACCUACAAUUUACAAGCUCCAUGCUUACAGGAAAUCAAAUUUUCCUGGCUCCCUUGUACCCUGAGCUUUCAAGGAAAGUUAUACAUAAUGCAUGCACAUAACCAUGUAGACUCAUGUAAGGGUGGUAGUUUUUUUAAUUUUUCACAAUUUUGACGAGGUGCGACCCUUACACGGGACUGAACCUAUCGUUCAAAAUGGUGCCGGCGCAGCCAGCAACUUGUGCACACCCCAGGUCCCUGGAUGUACAUACCAGUGCAUCAGAGGUCAACACACAGCUCUCGACAUUGAGUAGCAGCGCAUGAAGUACACAGUGUGUGAAAAUUUGCCGAUGCACGCACGUGACAACAGGGCACUAAAUGUGAUUGCUUCUCCACUGGAAAUAUUCAUUUUCUUUCAAAUUUUGGGCUGCCAAGUUGGGGGUGCGGCCCUUACACGAGUCUAUAUGGUACAUUAUUUUCAUGCUAUCCUGUUCCAAACGGACAUCAAGUGCAAAUCAUUUAGUGCAAUAGUACUCUUUUCGUGCAAGCAUACUGUAUAUUUUUUUCGCAAGCUUGAACUUAAAAUAAUAAAAAAAGAUUGUGAUAAAGAAA
This is a messenger RNA of Dermacentor andersoni, 5241 nucleotides long. RefSeq names its product long-chain-fatty-acid--CoA ligase 5-like. Gene Ontology annotation, cellular component: endoplasmic reticulum; membrane. The record is from RefSeq and is a predicted model, not a curated record. Lineage: Eukaryota; Metazoa; Arthropoda; Arachnida; Ixodida; Ixodidae. Gene Ontology annotation, molecular function: long-chain fatty acid-CoA ligase activity.